AUGAGCUCCGACCCGGUCACAAAACGCCGGACUAGUAGUAGUAACUCACCUGCCGACGCGCUGGCCGCCGACGCGCUGGUCUCUGGAACGGCAGCAUUAUCUCUUAAAAUUUCCAGCAGUAAUAGCUCUACCUCCAAUUCAAAUUCAAAUUCAAAUUCAAAUUCCAGUUCCGGUUCCAGUUCCGGUUCCGGUUCCGGUUCCGGUUCUAAUUCUAGUGGCUCUUAUUCUAAACGACGGUCUUCUCAUUCUCAUUCUCAUUCUCAUUCUCAUUCUCACCAUCACCAUCGCCAACAUCAACAACAUCAACCACCACAACAACCUACACUACCUCCAACACUAACUUCAACACUUUCAACACUUCCAACACCACCAUCGCCUGUAGAAGUCGCGUCACUGUUGUCCAACAUCUCACCUGAAGUCCACGCACGUAUUGAGGCAUUCCAGAAAUCGCGACCUUCCAGUUCAGGCACUGGUAGUAUUUCUUCAUCCUCAUCUUCAUCUUCAUCUUCAUCUUCAUCCUCAGCUACGUCAUUGGGAUCUUCUUCUAGAACCGUUCCACGAGCUUACAAAACAGCAAUACCCGACUAUAGCAAGUUCCGCCAACAGCAACAACUACAGCAACAACAACAGCUACAGCUACAGCUACAGCAACAGUUACAGCAACAACAACAGCUGGCACCGACGGCUCAUUCUGUUUCUGUACCACUCACUUCUCAACCCCCACUCUCUUCAAUUUCUAUACAACCCCCACUGUUGCCACCACAACAACUACUACAACAACAAUCUACUCCACAAACAAAUGGAUCUUCCAAACCUAAACCGCAAUCAUUGUCGGCGCGCCGCGGGCUGGCGACCAACGGCAUGUCACUAAGCGGACUUUCUCUCGGGUCUUUGCCUCCUCCAUCUUCAAGUGCUCCGGCUACUUUAAACCCUUCACAGUCGUCGUCAUUAUCAUUAUCAUCAUCAUCAUCAUCAUCAUCAUCUUCUUCUUCUUCUUCUUCUAAGAAACCCAAUCUGCGAUUAGACAAACCAGGAUCCUCGCUCAAACUGACGCUCGAUAAACCUGAAAACUUGUUUUCAAACCAUCGCAAAUAUAUCGACAUCAAAACAGGAUCACUCAAUUUUGCAGGGAAAGCUUCCCUACACUCCAAGGGUAUCGAUUUUAGCUCUGGAUCAAAGUUUCGCAUCUCACUAGAAGAAUUGGAACCACUCGGAGAACUGGGCCGCGGCAAUUAUGGAACUGUAACUAAAGUCCUCCACAAACCAACAGGUAUUAUCAUGGCCAUGAAACAAAUCCAUCUUGAACUAGAGGAAGCAAAGUUUCUUCAAAUUAUUAUGGAAUUAGAAGUCCUCCACAAAUGUGUCUCCCCUUAUAUCGUCGACUUUUACGGAGCCUUUUUUGUCGAGGGUGCCGUCUACCUCUGCAUGGAAUACAUGGAUGGCGGGUCCCUUGACAAAAUCUACCAAGGCGGUGUUGAUGAACCUUACCUCGCAGUCAUCACCGAUUCAGUCAUCCGCGGUCUUAAGCAACUCAAGGAAUCCCAUAACAUUAUCCACAGAGAUGUUAAGCCUACAAAUAUUCUUGUCAAUACCCAUGGUAAAGUCAAGCUCUGUGACUUUGGUGUUUCAGGGAAUCUUGUUGCCUCUAUUGCUAAAACAAACAUUGGCUGUCAAUCUUACAUGGCUCCGGAACGUAUCAAGGCUGCAAACCCAGAUGAUGUUCUCACAUAUACUGCUCAAUCUGAUAUUUGGUCUUUAGGACUUUCUGUCCUUGAAGUGGCCAUGGGAUGUUACCCGUACCCCCCAGAAUCUUACACAAACCUUUUUUCCCAGCUUUCUGCAAUCAUUUACGGUGAUACCCCAUCACUCCCAGCAGAUAGGUUUUCCCCAGAAGCCCGAUCCUUUGUUGCAAAUUGUCUCAACAAGUCCCCAAUCCUAAGACCAACUUAUUCAAAGCUUCUUGCUCACCCAUGGCUCAAAAGGUAUUCAGAACACAAGGAUGAAGUCGAUCUGGGUAGCUUUGUACGGGCUGCUCUUGAGCGUAACAAAAAUUCAUCAUCUUCAUCAUCCUCAUCAUCUUCAUCAUCAUCAUCUUCUUCGUCUUCCUUUUCAUCCUCUUCUUGUGCUGAAAGAAAAUCCUCGAAUCCCAUCCCACCUCUACACAAUGGCCGCCCAGAUUUGGCUUAA
Magnusiomyces paraingens is the source of this 2187-nucleotide messenger RNA. RefSeq lists its product as uncharacterized. NCBI's taxonomy places the organism in Eukaryota, Fungi, Ascomycota, Dipodascomycetes, Dipodascales, Dipodascaceae. Bases 1 to 2187 code for a protein of 728 amino acids. The record is from RefSeq and is a predicted model, not a curated record. Gene Ontology annotation, biological process: cellular hyperosmotic response; protein phosphorylation; MAPK cascade. The transcript has a single exon. Gene Ontology annotation, molecular function: MAP kinase kinase activity; ATP binding.